AUGAUAUCCCAGUCUAGAGGAAAUAGACCCGGCAGGGCCUACAAUACUAAGAAGAGGGUUUUCCACGAGGUCUUCAAACUGUCUGAGGAUGAGCGCCCCCUAGCAGUGUGUGAGAAUGGCUGGCGAUGCUGCUUGAUCAACAGGGACAGGAAGAGUCCCACUGACUACAUCCGUAAUGGUGUGCUCUUUGUCACUGAAAAUUACCUUUGCUUUGAAAGCUCAAGCUGCAGGUCAAAUUCCUCUAAAAAGAAUAAAGUCAUCAAACUGAUUGACAUCACUGAUAUUCAGAAGUACAAAGUCUUGUCUCUAUUACCUGGGUCUGGAAUGGGAAUCUCCAUUGCAACACCGUCCACCCAGAAGCCGUUGGUGUUUGGUGCCAUGAUCCACAGGGACGAGGCCUUUGACGCCAUCUUCAAACAGUACAUGAAGAAAGUGACCAUGACCACAGCCACCAACCCUGAGACCUAACACACCAAAAUGGCUGCCUUCAUCAGGAACAUCCUAUACAGACACAGAGAACUUGCUAUGUAGUACACAGAGAGCAACCACUGCUACUGGCCAAUUUGUGUAUAUGCAAGUAUGAUAAGCUAGUGUCCAUGACAAGGUGGUGGAUUCCUCCACCAAGCCAGGGACCCUUGGCACAUACAGUGGGGAGAACAAGUAUUUGAUACACUGCCGAUUUUGCAGGUUUUCCUACUUACAAAGCAU
Coregonus clupeaformis (lake whitefish) is the source of this 708-nucleotide messenger RNA. RefSeq names its product GRAM domain-containing protein 4-like. Gene Ontology annotation, biological process: apoptotic process; negative regulation of toll-like receptor 9 signaling pathway. NCBI's taxonomy places the organism in Eukaryota, Metazoa, Chordata, Actinopteri, Salmoniformes, Salmonidae. The transcript has 5 exons. The record is from RefSeq and is a predicted model, not a curated record. The coding region runs from base 1 to 468 and encodes 155 amino acids.